AGCUAAGCGCGUGUCCCGCAACGCGGGCCGCGUCGUUCCGGCCGUCAUUUUCGCCGCGACCGCCAGUCUCGGACGAUUUUGCCAAAUCUACGUCCACCAUCUUUGUUGCGAGUCCUGCUUCGCGCAUCGCGUACGCCGUUUUUUUUUCCUUCCACGAUCGUCGCCCGAUUUCAUCCCUUCCUUGCCGCGCCGCGGAAUUGUUCGCCGCGACCGUAUAUGCACGAGAGACGACCUUGAUCCCCCUUUGCUCCGGUGUCAGCCGUUCGUCACGCGCUCGAUCAAGUCCGCGAUGCGUGCUCUGCUCCGUUUUGCUUUGCGAAUCGGACCCCGCGAAUCGCGAUAAAAUUUGUCCCGUUUUGUCCUCGUCUCGACGUCGUUUCACCGAGAACCGCGUUUGGUCUCGCAGCCGCUCGAUACGUCGAAGACGGCACUCCGUCCGGCGCACGUCGACGAGUUUUUCAUAGCGACGAUACGUUACGAAACGAUUACGUCGUCAUAGGUUGCUGCAUGUGCAAGUGCAUCAGAGACCCGCGUUGGCAUAUGCAUCAGCUGGUACCCGCGAAACGUCGCGGAUCCAAUCCCAGUAUCGACCGAGACAUCCGGGUCUGUAUGAUGUCUGAUGCCACGGAAAGCAUGAUCGGGAAUAACAGGACGAUGCCCAACAUCAAGCAGGAAAUCGAUAACCCAACAACACCCACGCAAAAUUAUCAAGUGUGUUCGCCAACCACGACUCUUCAGCAUCAGGAGUCGAUAUGUACGAAAUUAGACAUCGGGACGGAUUACGGCGGUAGCAACGGUAGUCCCGAGAGUCCAGAGAUGCAUCAUUGUUCCUCGACGACGCAGCCGUUGGGAACUCCAGAGGACGGCGUUAAGGAAGAAGAUAUGAUACCCAGGAGACUUUGCCUUGUCUGCGGUGACGUUGCGAGCGGUUUCCAUUACGGGGUUGCCUCGUGCGAGGCAUGCAAGGCUUUCUUCAAGAGAACUAUACAAGGAAACAUCGAGUACACUUGUCCGGCGAAUGGCGAGUGCGAGAUAAACAAACGAAGACGCAAGGCGUGCCAGGCGUGUAGAUUUCAAAAAUGUUUGCGGCAGGGAAUGUUGAAGGAAGGCGUGAGAUUGGAUCGCGUUCGAGGUGGUCGACAGAAAUACAGAAGAUCCACGGAUCCUUACACGCCGGUCAAGAAUGCUACUCUAGAGGAUAACAAAAUGGUCGAAGCCUUGGCAGCCUGCGAACCGGACAUACUUCAAGUGUCCAAUAUCCCGAGUACGCCGGAGACGGAUCAGAGAGUCCUCGGGCAAUUAUCAGAGCUCUACGACCGAGAAUUAGUUGGCAUAAUCGGUUGGGCCAAGCAGAUUCCAGGAUUCAGUAGUUUAGCGCUGAAUGAUCAAAUGCGACUUCUGCAAAGUACUUGGGCUGAGAUAUUAACCUUCACUCUGGCGUGGAGAAGUACGCCUAACACCGGUAGAUUGAGGUUUGCGCAAGAUUUUACAUUGGAUGAAAGACUCGCGCGCGAAUGCCAUUGUGUAGAGCUUUACACGCAUUGUAUCCAAAUCGUCGAAAGGAUCCAGCGAUUGGGUUUAACGCGAGAGGAAUAUUACGUGCUGAAAGCUUUGAUCCUAGCAAACAGUGACGCUAGAUCCGAUGAACCUCAAGUACUGUAUCGUUUCCGAGAUUCGAUCUUAAAUUCUUUGUCGGAUUGUGUAGCGGCAGUGAGACCGGGCCAAGCACUCCGCGCCACGCAAAACAUGCUACUAGUGCUGCCCAGUCUUAGACAGGCUGAUGGGAUUGUCAGACGUUUCUGGUCCAAUGUAUACAGAACAGGCAAGGUACCGAUGAACAAGCUCUUUGAGGAGAUGUUGGAGAAUGUUUGUCAUCGAUGAGAUGAGAUGGAUCGUCGCAAAUUCGAUAAUUUGACCGUACAUCGCCAGGAUCACGCCGUUGUUUAUUGUAAGCUGAUGCUUGUACCAUCAACGUGAUUAUAUAUUAUUAUACAUCAUAAUUUCGGGUACGAUUUUCAGUGCCGUCAAAGACACCAGUGAGUGAUAGUGCGUGAGAGAAAUGGAAUUACUGGUCCAUUUACGAUUCUUUUUAUUUUCUAAAUAAACUCGUGAAUUUUUAUUCCUUUUUUCUUUCUUUUUGCGUGCGAAAAGGACAUUGAAAGUGGAAGUUCGGACAGUGUCUCCGGCGGUCGUUGUGAUUGACGAAUUGUUCUAAAUGGCAGACAUGUGUAGUCUUCGUUCGAAGUAUCCAAACUUUUCUUUUCAAGUACCCCAUUUACAGGUACAGAAAGAAAGAAAGAUGAUAAAGGAAAAGGAAAAAAAAAAUGUAACUUUUAUGUUGAAAUAUAACAGUACAAGAUGCGAGAAGACUUUCACAGUACUCAUUUUAGACGUAUGUGGCAGCCAAUCGUUGGCUUUAUUACCAAAUAAAGUGUUUUCGUUUGAUCGUUAUGAUCACAACACUGAAUAUAGUAAUUAGAUAAGAUGUAAUAACUGUGGGUGUUUAUAUAUAAGUCGUAGUGAUGAUACCGUAUUAAGAAUCAAAAUCAUUGUUACUGAAUGGCAUUUUCUCUAUUUUCUUAAUACCGUUUUUUUUCUUUUUUUUCCCAUUCAUUCUCUGUGUACCCUAACAGGAGCGAUUUGGAAUCAUUGUGCGUUUCAGUGCACUAUAUAUAUAUAAAUAUAUAAAUAUUGCCUCUCUUUUACAUUAGCACUUGUAAUUAUAAUAGCUUAAAUGUGAAAAGAAAUCGAAUAAUAUUAAUCAAUCUAUUUGUGAUAGCUGUGUAUUGAACAUCCAUAGUUAUAGCGGUGUAGAGAUACGUCUUUGUACAUUAUCCUAAAUUACAUCUUUGUACAAUAUAAACAAGAUCAAGUUGAAAUGGGUGCGAGAAGAUGAACGGAAGACAGAUAGAAUGACUGAAUUGUUUUUUCAAUCGGAGACACGUCGCUUCAGCGCAAAAUUUGGAUUGCGUAUUGGAUAUAUAUUUUAAGAAUUAUCGGCUAGGCUAUUGCCAUAUUCUUAUGCUUACGUUGACGGUAGAUAGAAGUAUUUACCUGGUUAUUAAAAUGGCCGCGUUAUGAUAUACCCGUGCCACACAAGAGAAAAAAAACAGGAAAAUAUAUAUUAUUGCUAAUAUAUAAUUAUUAAUAUUAUUAUUUUUACAAUCACAUUAUUAUGAUCAUUAUUAUUACAUUGAUCUACAGUUAAUAUUAUUACCAUUAUUAUAUUCAGGGAUCUUUAUUAUGUAGGUAUCGCUAAUUAUUAUUGUUAACGAAAAUCAGCGAGCGUAAUAUCAGAUUGCAUUGAUGCGUGGUUGUAACAUUACAUAUGCCUUUCACGAUGAGGAAUUUUUUAAGGAGAGAACGAGAGCUAUAUAUAGAAAACGAGUAAGUUUCAUGGAGCUGUGUUUGCGAAUCGCGAGUCCUCGGCGGUUUUUAUCAAUUUAAUUUGGAGUCACUUCAGUUGUUUUGAGGAAACUCGUUUAACUUCUUAGGUGAUACGGCUAACGAUAAGCAAAUCAGGAAAGUCAUUGCCCAACAAGCAGUAAAUUCCAGUUCAGUUCUUUCUUAUCUGUUAUCUUUUGCUUAUAUAUAUAUAGAGUAAAAAUUGUGGCAUAAAAGAUGAUAAUCUAUAUCUUUCCCAUUAGGAAAACACUUUUUUUCCAAAACAGUGAUAAUAAAAGCCGUGUGUGGACCUCGUACUUACAUCGCGAGACUAUCGUCGACUUUAUUGCACUAGAGUACAAUAAAGUUAGGACAUACAGUUCAGUUCCCCUCUUGAUUACUAGAUGACGUCAUUCCUUUACUUUCCCUCGGUUGUUGUCCUUAUCUUCUGCCAAUAGAUCACGAGCGUUUUUUUCUUUUUAUCCUUUUUGCAUUUAAAUUUGUGGAAAAUAAUUUGCAGCUAGAUCUCGCACUCAGUACUCAUUCCGUCGUGCUUCUUCUGUAAACUACCACUAUUUUUUGAUUAACUAACGUAAAGCAAAGAGAAAAAAAUUGAAUUAGCCGUUUUCGUGCCGAAUUUUUUUCGCGUUCUAUUCGGACAGUCGCGUUCGAUUUAAUUUGUUAGCUAAUUAUUUUGUUUUCUUGAAAGUCGUGAGACUUGAAGAAGUUAUUAUCCAGAGAAUAUGAAGACAUUCAUAUAAAAGGUAUUGUAUUUUUUUUUUUUUUUUUUUUUUUUUUUAAUCUUUUAGUCACGUUGUCUGUGUAAUGUGUUUCCUUUUCUCUGAAAAUAAAAUCCACGUAACAGCGCAUGAGCCUUUCAGCAAUAUUGCAGCAAGCAAUAUUGUUGCAAUGUUGCUGGCAUACUGUGCUAAUGAGCAAUGCGCAUAGAUUGAAAGUUUUCAUUAAAAAAAUUACAAAAAUUUCUGAAGUUUUAUUUUGAAAGUAGUUUGUGUUUCGCCGUGUUAUGUCAACAAAUUCCGAGCUCAUUAAGAUUAAAACAAAAAUAUCCCCCCGCCCCCCAUCCCCCCAUUGACAUUUUCUGUGUAACGCGAUGUACCGACGUUUUUCUUUGUCUUCGUUUUCGUCGAGGUCAACGAGCUUUCCCGUUUAACUGUGAUAUUCGCGUUACUGAUUCGCGCAUUACAGAUUCCACUAUCGGAUCUGGAAUCAAUCCGUAGAAUUAACGUUUUCUCGUUUCCCACCUAUUCCUUUGUUAUCGAACGCGCGUGUCGAGGGAACCGCGGUGGUUUAAAAAAAAAAAAAAAAAAAAAAUCCGUCGAUCCACAGAUACGUCCAUUACAGUUUCCAUAUCUCGUCCCAAUUCCCUCCACUUGAGAGACAAAUUAGGACAAUUUUCGCGAGACGUUUUUUUUUCGAGCACCACGCCACCGAUUUUGUCCCGACUUCUUCUUCCUUCCAUUCUUCGCUCUAAAUUCUGAACCACGAUCACGCUCACUUUCUCCGCAAUUUACGAUCGAUUACUUAACAAUUGUACAACUCCUAUUUUGACGUCGCAAAGUUACCCUUCUCUCCUCAAGGCCCUCCAAUCGUACCGAAAGUUUUUAAGGAUGUACAAGGGCAAAUAUUUUUGUGUGUGCGUUGCCUCAUCGAAGAGAGAUUAAAAAAGAAAAAGAGAAUGGGAGAGAAGAAAGCAUAAAGCGUCAGGUAUUUUUGUGUGCGCUGCCCGGAUUAUAAAGUUUCAUACUUUGUCGAGCAUUUUUUUUUUUGUACAUAUGUAAUCACACCGAUUCGCCAUGGCGGUAGAAUCGUAGUCUCAGGGUUGCAAGCAAGCAAACAUACAAACGUAGGCACAUUCAAAUAGUUAAGCCGUGCGAGUAUAUCUCUGUCAACAAACAUUUUAGGAGUAGUAUGUAAAACGAUAGAUUUAAACGAGGGGAAAGAAUAGGUCGUCAAACGAAAAUACGCGAUACGCUGUGUAACAGGAUCGAGUUUCGCGGAUUACGGAAACGGGAGAUAUUUAUUGCGGAAACGAAAGGAGAGCGGACGCAGCGAUGGGGAAUUAUCGAGAAGAAUAAAAUUUACAUUAUGAGACGCUACGACGCUACAUGGACGAUUAGGCUUUCGUUUUUCGCUAUGAAGGGAGUGCUUUUACAGAAAUUCACGCUUUAUUUCCGUACACGGACUGGCUUCGAAAGGCCUUCGCCAGGCCCGUUUUGGACACGCGCGACCUGCCGGACGAUGAUUCGUUAUUUCAUUGAGAUCUCGUAUUAUAUAGAGAAUGGUUAAGGUUACGUUGUAAUUUAUUGUUGCGUGGAAGGUCUACUCUCUCGAGACGGCGAAGAUCCUUUCUCGAGAUAAAAAUGUGAUGUGACGUGACUCUUCUUUCCCGACGUCAGGACGAGGGUAUGACGAUUGUGUAGUGCUGAUAUUCUGUGGAUAAGUGAGUUCCUUCGGCGGUAGAGAUCUUGCCCUUUUCGAUUUUGCGAUAUACGUGAACGCGUCUACUCCGAGAGUGUAUUAUAAAUAGUUUAUGUAAUACGCUGAAAAAAUAUUUUUUAUCAAGUAAAUAUAUUUUUGUAUCAUUUUCUCGACUUUAGAAGAAAUUCGUAAGUUUCUAAAGAAAUAUUAUUUUACAGUGAGAUUGGAAAAAUUCACAUAAAAAUUAUUAGGCACUAAGAUUCAUUGUAGAUCAAUCUUGGCUUUCUCAUCUUUAUGUUUGAAAUUAUUGCUUGCUAAUAUUUAUUUAGAUACAGAAAAUGAUACUAUUAAAUAUAAUAUAAAUAUAUUUACUUAAUCACAAAUUUUUUUUCACUGUAUAUAUGUUUUAAACAUAUAUAUACGAUAUAUACAAUAUAUGUAUAUGUAUGUCACACGUGCUGCGAUUUUGAGAUUUUUUUUAUUCGUAAAGACUAUUUGUAAGUGCGAAUUCGGACGAUCGCGUCGCUCUUCGGAUUCUUUAUUGUAAUAUAAAAAUUGUACAAAAUUGAUGAGCUCUUUUAGUUUCUUCGUUGUCUUACGAGUCAUCGCUUUUUUUUCUGUCUCAAGUCCGUCGAUGUGAUUCACGUCUGCAAUGAAGAGAGAUACCGCUUCUACGAUAAUUAUAAAUAUGUACGUAGUUACUUUGUAAUUAUGACGCGGUAGAUUCAUAAUUUUUAUAUGUACGCAUACUGAGAGAGAAUGAAAGUGUGAGAAUGAUAGAGAAAGAGAGAAAGAGAUCGAUGUGUAUCUAUAAAAAAUAAGGCCGAAGAGUAUAAUAGUAGCGUCAACGUUGUCGAUGCAACGCAAUUGCAAGUGAUGCGUCGCGAAAUUUCAUAACGCGAAUAAUUAGAGUAGUUCGUACGAGAAAGAGAGAGAAAGAGAGAGAGACAGAAGAGUGUAUGUUAAUGAUGAUAUCUACAACGAGAUGCAGAAAAUAAAUCAACAAACGACACGCUGUAUGGAACUACCUCGGUAA
Messenger RNA from Solenopsis invicta (red fire ant), 6859 nucleotides. It is a transcript of the gene Err, whose product is annotated as steroid hormone receptor ERR2. Gene Ontology annotation, biological process: regulation of DNA-templated transcription. NCBI's taxonomy places the organism in Eukaryota, Metazoa, Arthropoda, Insecta, Hymenoptera, Formicidae. Gene Ontology annotation, cellular component: nucleus. Gene Ontology annotation, molecular function: sequence-specific DNA binding; nuclear steroid receptor activity; zinc ion binding. The coding region runs from base 508 to 1881 and encodes 457 amino acids. The transcript is spliced from 8 exons. The record is from RefSeq and is a predicted model, not a curated record.